Molecule: messenger RNA, 2318 nt
Organism: Pseudophryne corroboree (corroboree frog)
Lineage: Eukaryota; Metazoa; Chordata; Amphibia; Anura; Myobatrachidae
Gene: TPP1
Product: tripeptidyl peptidase 1
Exons: 13
Coding region: 55-1788 (577 amino acids)
Biological process (GO): proteolysis; central nervous system development
Molecular function (GO): serine-type endopeptidase activity; tripeptidyl-peptidase activity
Source: RefSeq, a predicted model, not a curated record
AGAUCACAUGACUGAGGUCACAUGACAGAGGUCACAUGACUGCAGUCACAGGACAUGAUACAAUGUAACACUCACUUCUCUCCGGACGCUGCAGACAUGACACACAGGAUCCUGCUGCCCCUGACACUUGGUGUUCUGCUGACUGUACCGACACAAGGAGUGUACCUGGAGCCAGACCAGAGUCUCAGGAUCCCAGAUGGAUGGACACGUACAGCGCGCCUCGCGGGGAGUGAUCCGGUCAUACUGACCUUUGCUCUGAAGCAGCAGAAUGUGGAUAAGCUACAAGAGUUGGUGGGAAGAGUCUCAGAUCCCGAAUCCUCGCAUUAUGGUCACUUCCUGUCCCUGGACGAGCUCCGUACCUUGGUGCAGCCAGCAGGGGACACCCUGAAGACAGUGAGGACCUGGCUGGAGAAACAUGGGGUGCGGGACUGUACCAGUGUCCUGACCGGAGACUUCCUGCAGUGUGAGACACAGGCCAGCACGGCAGAGAAACUGCUCCCUGGUGCUCAGUUCCAUCGUUAUGUGAAAGGAGAUAUGAGUGUGAUCCGAUCCAGCUCUCCGUACUCGCUGACCCCUGAGGUUGCCGCACAGAUCGACUUUGUGGGUGGGCUGCAUCGGUUUCCAGCUGAGAGGGAAGUCCUGAGAAGAUCAGAGAACAAUCGUAGCAGUGUAGGAGCAGAGUUCCACCUGGGGGUCACCCCGUCUGUGCUGCGUGAGAGAUAUAACCUGUCCGCCAGUGACAUCGGAGCUCACCCCAACAACAGCCAGGCCUGUGCCCAGUUUCUGGAGCAGUAUUUCCACCCUGCCGACCUCUCUGAGUUUAUGCAGCUGUUUGGAGGCAGCUUCCAGCACCGCUCAGAGGUGGAUCAGGUGAUCGGGCAGCAGGGCGGCGGCCGGGCGGGGCUGGAGGCCAGUUUGGAUGUGGAGUACCUCAUGAGCAUGGGAGCCAACAUUUCCACAUGGGUAUUUACUAACCCGGGACGCCACGAGUCCCAGGAACCAUUCCUAGAAUGGAUGUUGUUGCUGAGUAACAUGUCUUCGCUCCCGUGGGUACAUACCAUCAGCUAUGGUGAUGAUGAGGACAGUCUGUCUGUGGCUUUCAUGGAGAGAAUUAAUGUGGAGUUCAUGAAGGCAGCAGCCAGAGGUCUCACAAUCCUGUUUGCAUCAGGUGAUGACGGAGCUGGUUGCAGAACCGUUGGUAAAGAGAAAAAUGUCUUCCGGCCAAGCUUCCCAGCCUCCAGUCCUUAUGUCACCACAGUUGGCGGAACGUCCUUUAAGAACCCCUUUCAGGUGGUUUAUGAAGUGACCGAUUACAUCAGUGGGGGUGGAUUCAGCAAUGUCUUCCCCAUGCCAGACUACCAGGUAUCUGCAGUAUCAAAGUAUCUGAAGUCCAUGGAGAAGUUGCCACCAGACAGUUACUAUAACCACAGCGGACGAGCGUACCCUGAUGUGGCAGCCCUCUCUGACAACUACUGGGUUGUGACAGACCGAGUCCCUAUUCCAUGGGUGUCUGGCACCUCGGCUUCCACGCCCGUCUUCGGUGGAAUCCUCUCUCUAAUAAAUGACCAGCGUAUAAAAAGGGGCCUCUCUCCCUUGGGUUUUCUAAACCCAGCGUUGUACCGCCUGCAGGCUCCGGACGCUUUUUAUGAUGUCUGCCAGGGAUGUCACCUAUCCUGCAUUGAUGACCUUGUGUUAGGAGUUGGAUUCUGUGCAGCUCCAGGGUGGGACCCGGUGACUGGUUGGGGGACGCCUAACUUCCCUGCAUUACUGAAAGCCUUGCUACUCUGAUUCAUCUGCCUCUCUGCCCCGGCUGUGCCUCCAGUACCCGGCUGUGGCCUCCUCCGGGAAUUCAGACAGCACAUUGGACAACCACUGAUCAAUCUCUGCUUCCCUUCCUGCACAAUAACCCUCUGUCUGGUCCCAGCAGCUGCUGGAUGGUAUAUGUGUGUAUACAGAACAGGGCUGGCUGCGGGUGGUCAGACAAGGAAUAAGUCUGUAUAUACAUUGUGUGACCCCCGUAGUGAUUGAUUACCUCUUCCCUGCAUACACCUGUGGUUCUCCGCCCUCACCCCACCCAGUAUCUGAACCUCCUUGGCUGGCUGCUGUUACCCAGUCAGUGCACAUUUAAUCUCAGGGAGUGCAGAAAUGCACAAUAAGGAAAUAUUAGGGGGGUAUUCAGUAGUGAUGGGCAGUGGGGGGAUAGAGGAGAUGGGUAGAUUACUGAUGUGAGCAGUCGCUAGGAAUGACGUGAAGAAAUCAAUUUCCUUUAUUUGCUUUCUGAUUUUACCAUGAUUACAAUAAAUAGAUUUUCUAUGUUA